UAUUAAAAUCAUUCAUUAUCCCGUCUAUGUUUUACUCAAUUAUAUGUUUCUAUUUUUGAGUUGAUUUUAUUCACAAUUUGUGUUUGAAUAUAUUUGUGUUGCAGACAAUUUUCAUGGCUCCAAUUAAGACUAAACGCAGAGCACAUGCUGUUGGCCCUAAAAAUAUGGUCAAUGGUAGGUGCUAUUUCAGCCAUUUUGUUAAUUUUAUGGUCACCCUAGUUCCGUUAUUGUCGCAUGAGCAAAAGGUUAGGAUCACCGGCACACCUUUUGGCCAUUUGCUAGGUCUGCCAUAUAUUAAACAGAGUAGGCCUGUCCUGGACACUCUGCUCUCCUUCUGGGAUGACGAGGAGGAGGGUUUUUGGUUUGGUAAGGUUUUAGUUCCUUUUGUAGGGAGCGAUUUUGCACUAAUUCUUGGUCUAAGUGCGACGGGCGAUGAGGUAGAAUUGCAUAGUAAGGGGAGGGUCACGUCUGACCUCAUCAUCCGUUUUUUUGAGGGGGACCAUAAAAAAGCCAAUAGAAAUGCAGUAAAGAGUAGAUUACAAUUUCUUGUUGGAAAGAGCGGACAACAAGAUGUAGAGGAUUUCACAAAGUUAUGGGUUCUAUAUGUCUUUGUGACUAUCCUCUUUCCAACUAUACACUAUUACGUUCCUAAGGCAUUAUGUUCAUAUCUUGAUGAUUUAGACCGCUUAGGUUCAUAUAGUUGGGGUCUUGCUGUUUUUGCUUUUCUUCGCCAACAAAUACCUAGUGUAGCCGAUAGUGUGCGGUCAAGGAAUAUCACUGGGAAAGGAUCGGCUAAAUAUAUGGACGGCUGCACGGUCGCUUUGGUGGCAUGGGCUGUUGAGCAUGCGAACAGCCUUGUUGGAAGCCAACGACCCACCUUCAUGUAUCCACGUCUCCUGCGUUGGAGCAAUGUCUCAUUUCCUCGCAAGGUGGACGUGAUUUCUGAAAUCAUGAAGAACUUAAAACGAUAUCAGGUGAUCGAGAAGCUAGAGCCUAGAGAGGAGGAGUUGCACAUUCUCUCGCGAGGAAGGCCACGAGACGUUGCUUCCAUAGAGAUGCGAAGAGAUGAUGCAUUGGUAAAGGGUUUACAAAACAUUUUCAAUGUUUGUACAGAAAUCUUACAAUCAUUCUAGACUUUCGCACGUAUCUUUCAA
Messenger RNA from Phoenix dactylifera (date palm), 1154 nucleotides. Its product is annotated as protein MAINTENANCE OF MERISTEMS-like. Lineage: Eukaryota; Viridiplantae; Streptophyta; Magnoliopsida; Arecales; Arecaceae. The record is from RefSeq and is a predicted model, not a curated record. Gene Ontology annotation, biological process: meristem maintenance; meristem development.